ACUACCUGUUUCGAUACGUAAAUGAGAGUGAAUGCUGCCGGCCUUUUUUGGAGAAAUGAGUUGGACGACUUUUUAAAAUUAAUCUUGUCAAAAGUCUUUGAUUGCGAGCAGACGUCACGGAAAAGUAACAGCCACCCUCUUUCUACUAUUUUGAGGAGUUUAGCCUCCCCAGGGGAAUACGUGUUCUUGUAUUCCAGUGGAACGAGAUGAGAUGAGGGUCUGGCAUGGCAAACUUGUACUCGUCUUGGGGUUUUUUGGUUGCACGUUGAUGUUAACAUCGUGGCGCGUGCCACCACCAGAUAACUCGCCGUUGCAGCUCAAUUUAGUCUAUAGCAGGUUAAUGCAAGCAGAGCAACGAGGGGAGGCCUUAUCACACGAACUACUUAAAGUGCUAAAUCAACUUCAAAACCGCAACAAAGCUUUAUUUAAUCUCACAUCCAGCAACUCCUCAGCUCUAUGGCAAGAGAGAACACUCUGGCGCUUUUUGUUCACACAGCCAAAUGCCCUCCUCUAUUUGCCCCACCUGAAAGAGCACAAGGACAGUCUGAAUCCCAUCAUUCACCUGGGACAGGGACGCACUGGAGUGUCCCUGGUGUUAGGAGUUCCCACUGUACAGCGGCAGAAACAGAGUUAUCUUGUGAACACACUCCAAUCUCUACUGUAUGACCUUUCAACUGCAGAAAGGAAGGACAUUGUCAUUAUAGUCUUUGUUGCCGAGACAAAUGCAACAUUUGUGAAUGCUGUUGUGCAGAGUUUAUGGGACAAUCUCCCAGAUGCUGUGAGUUCUGGAUUGAUAGAGGUGAUCUCCCCUUCACCUUACUUCUACCCAGACUUCAGUGCCCUGAGGGAAACCUUUGGAGACUCCAAAGAGCGAGUCAGAUGGAGGACCAAGCAGAACCUGGACUAUAGUUUCCUCAUGCUGUAUGCCCAGAAUAAGGGAACAUACUAUGUUCAGCUUGAGGAUGAUAUUAUCGCUAAGCAAGGAUAUUCUCAGUCCAUUAAAAAAUAUACCGGAAAUGUGGUUGCCGAGGAGUGGCUUUACCUGGAGUUCUCCCAGCUGGGAUUCAUUGGCAAGCUUUUCCGGACAUCGGAUCUGCCAAUGAUUUUGGAGUUCAUUCUGAUGUUCCACAAAGACAAACCUAUUGAUUGGCUGCUUGAUCACAUCCUGUGGGUGAAAGUUUGUAACCCAGAGAAAGAUUUAAAACACUGCAAUAAUGAGAAGGCCAGACUGAAGAGAACUUACAAACCCUCCCUGUUUCAGCACGUCGGUUUGCAUUCAUCUCUACCUGGAAAAAUUCAAAAACUUAAAGAUAAAGACUUUGGGAAACAGGUGCUGUUCAAAGGCCACACUAACCCGUCCGCAACACUCAGCAGCAAUCUGAAACACUAUCAGGUUUACACUUUGGAGAGUGCUUAUAGUGGGAAGAACUUCUUCUGGGGCCUCACACCCAAAAAAGGAGACUACAUCCUCAUCACCUUUACCAAACCUGAAGCUGUCAAAGGGUACCUUUUUCGAAGUGGUAAUAUUGAAACAAAUGGUGACAAGUUUUACAGCACAACAGUGGAGGGGCUUCCUUCUGAUAGCUCUGUGAUAGAGAGGGUAAAGAGAGGAGAAUUGCCCUGCUGUAAACCCUCAACCGACGGCUUUGUCGUGAUAGGUUCUUUCAAUAAUGGAAUAGCUGAAGGAGAUGUGGAUGGGGCACUGCAAAACUUAUCGGCCAUACGACUAAUGGUUUAUUCCGAUUCUGAAGUCUGGGUUCUUCUUAGUGAGAUCUUUAUUAAAGUUUGAUGAGCAGAGUGGAGACAUUUGAGCAGCAGUGUGACAGGGACAUUCAAUACCUUGUGAUGGACAGCAGCACACCCUGUUGUUCUGGACAGGAAUCUCAUUUCUGUGUGCCAUUCAUCUUGCUACGUGAAUACAUGAGUGGUGGUGGUGUAUUGGGCUAAAGCACAUAACUGGUAAUCAGAAGGUCACUGGUUUGAUCCCCACAGCCUCCACCACUGUGUCCUUGAGCAAGGCACUUUACUCCAGAUUGCUCCGGGGGGGACUGUGCCUUUAAUAAGUGCACUGUAAGUCGCUUUGGAUAAAAGCAUCUGACAAAUGCAUAAAUGUAAAUGUGAAUAAUACUGAAUAACAUGAUCUCUUUCAUAGAACUGGGUGGAAAAAGUGUUAACAUUGUAAUUUUAUUAAUGUGGUCCAUUAGGAGUCUUUGAUUUUCUGUUUAUUCAUAUUGUUUUCUAAAUAUUUUUUGUGAACAACAGUAAAAUGCCCAGAGGGACCAUGCACAAAAGAGACUGUGUUGAUAUGGUAUUGAACAGAAUAUUUGACUGAAAUUUACACCAAUUUACAUUUACAUUUUAAACCAAUGUCUCAGCACAGGUAAUUCCAAAUAAAUGGCAAAAACAUCUACUGUUU
Xyrauchen texanus (razorback sucker) is the source of this 2416-nucleotide messenger RNA. Its product is annotated as Alpha-1,3-mannosyl-glycoprotein 4-beta-N-acetylglucosaminyltransferase B-like. Bases 212 to 1789 code for a protein of 525 amino acids. Gene Ontology annotation, molecular function: acetylglucosaminyltransferase activity. Gene Ontology annotation, cellular component: Golgi stack; endoplasmic reticulum; endoplasmic reticulum-Golgi intermediate compartment. NCBI's taxonomy places the organism in Eukaryota, Metazoa, Chordata, Actinopteri, Cypriniformes, Catostomidae. The transcript has 15 exons. Gene Ontology annotation, biological process: protein N-linked glycosylation. The record is from RefSeq and is a predicted model, not a curated record.